Molecule: messenger RNA, 3903 nt
Organism: Anopheles moucheti
Lineage: Eukaryota; Metazoa; Arthropoda; Insecta; Diptera; Culicidae
Gene: wdp
Product: protein windpipe
Exons: 1
Coding region: 29-2143 (704 amino acids)
Molecular function (GO): protein binding
Source: RefSeq, a predicted model, not a curated record
GGAGUACGUUCGUGUGAGAAGCGAAAGGAUGGCUAAAAACUACUCGAAAUGUUUGGUGCUGCUGGCCCUACUAGCCACUGUAUGCUGGAGUACAAGCGAAGCCGAAACGACAGCUACGACGACAUCGACCAAAUGUCCACAGCAGUGCACUUGUGAAUUCAACGCUACCAUCCGAUGUACGAGUGUGAUUGGUUUGAGGAGUUUGGAUAAGUCGCUGCCGAUCGCCCGAUUGGAUCUGUCGGGGUUGGAGCUAACGAAGGUACCGGGAGUGUUGGAGAAUGUGCGAAACAUCACCGAACUGGACCUUUCGGACAACAGGCUCGCGGAGGUGAGUCACUUGGGUAAACGCAUCCGCAAGCUCGAUCUCAGCCACAAUCGAAUCACGUCCGCCAAGUUGGCCCGCAUACCACCGUUCGUGGAGUCGCUUAACCUGACGUACAACGACAUUACCUACCUGCCACUACACCUGAUGAAGCUGAAGAGGCUACGCUACAUCGAGCUGGCGAACAAUCCGAUCAACUGCACGUGCGAGACGUUACACAUCCGCAAUUGGCUUACGUCCCGGCAUGUGUGGUCAGACCAACACAUCAAGUGCAUGGCACCGGCAGAGUUUAAGGGUCAACCAUGGUUGCAGGUCCGUCAGUUUGACGUAUGCAAUCCGUCGGUGGUGGAGGAACGCAAAGAAGGUUACCGUUGGGAUGACUAUGAGGACGACAACGAACUGAUGCUGGGAGAUGCUGCUCAUCACGAGGUGAAUGAUCAGGACGAAGAUGACUUCAAGCGGGAAUACCUGCCCGUGGGUGAGAAAGUGAAGCGCAACGAACCGCCGAUCGUAGUGCACGACAAUGAAGAUGAGGAUGGUUCUGGAGGUGGUCCAGCAAUUGGCGAGGAGUCUCCCAUUGGAGAGGAGGAACGACGAAAGGUGUUCGAAGGUCCGGCUGAUGAAGGCAGUGGAGAGGAUGCUUUUAGUGCACGUGUGGUCGAUUCGAAUGAUGGUGAGGAAGACGAGGACGUAACGGAUGAUGGUAGCGGUAGUGGUGGAGGAUUGUUCAAGGGUUUCGGACAUAUCAGUCAUGAAGAUCCUCGUGGUGCCACGACUGAAACACCGAUCGAUGAUGGUCAGGAGGAGGAACCAGAUGAACCUCCGAUGGAACCUCCUAGCAUUAACGAAGGCCUUGGUAUCUUCCGGAAGGAUGAAGAUGACGUUUCGACCGAAACGGACUCGACCGAGACCACAUCGGAGCCAACGAAUGCGCGCGUAAUGAUUGGAGCGGCGGGCGUAAUGAAGACGGCUAGUGACGCGGGUAAUACUGGUGGAUCCCAACAUCCAUCAUCAGAGACGCCUUUGGUGGAGGAGGGUGCAACGGUAGCAACGCAAUCCGAGGAAGACAACCAGAAGACGUACUUACUGCUGGCAAUUCUGGGCAUCAUCGUAGUGUCACUGAUCGUAAUGGUUGUGUGUAAGCGGAAGCCUGACUCACGCAAUCGGCGCGGCAAGUACGAUGUGGAGACGGCCAACGGUCAGGGACGUGAGAUGAAGGAGAUGAACAAGAACCUGCUCGAGAAGGGACCGGGCGAACGGAAUGGACAUGGUGGUGCCGGAGCACCCGAACAAACCCCACUGAUGGCCCCGGACAAACCAGACUACGAGCGGGUGUUUGGCGAUCCACAAAAGACCGCUUUCAGUCCAGUGAAACCAGUGCGAACGUCACUCGAGAAGCCGAUGGAAUCGUUCAAACCGAUUGCAGCCGAACGGCGAACGCACGAACCGGUACAGGGUGCACCGGCUACGGACAACAACAAUACGACCGGUUUACCGAACGGGAACGGUGCACUCCACAACGGCGAUGCACCGGCCGGUGUUCACAAGCCCAACCAUGUGCCAUCAACGAACGAGGACGUCACCGAUCCAGACGGUCAUCUAGCGGUCCCGAUGGAAUCGCCCCGCUCCAAGCGCUACAGCCCAAUUUAUGUGCCUACCUCACCGAAAUCAGAUCGCUACAGUCCGGUGUACUCGCCGGAAACGGGCCGUGUGAAAAUUAAGCUUACCGAGACGCCGAAACCGAAGACCCCGAUCCUGGUGACGCGGAGUCGUUCGCGGGCGGGCGAUAUCAUUACCACGAUGGAUGAUCAGAAAUUCUAGGGUACGGUUGCGCAGAGGUGGCUCAAGCAGAGCAGCAGUGAAAAGACUACGAUACGUCAUACCUCGUGACACACACCGCCUGUUGCUCGUGACCGCGUGUGACGUUCGAUUUUACCGUAUACCGUGAUAUCGGGGUGUGUCGCGAUUGAAAUCGCUGCUAAUCUACUAAUCCUACCUCGACCAAGGUGAACUCCUGCGUGUUGGAAUAAUAGUCGAGAUCAGGAUGGACUGCUUUCAUUGCUUUCAUUGUUUUUCCCCUUUUGUGUGAUCUUUCGUGAGUUGGUGCGUGUUGGACAAAAUGCACAAAACCAUAUUAUUUGCCUUGGUGCCUACCAUCUUCCCUGAAGCACGUGCCGUAGUCUCAUCUGUAAAGUCAUCCUCUCACAUGGGACCCUUGAGAAGCGAUGAUGAUGAUACCAUCAGAUGUAGCCUUUUCUAACCAAUACGAUCCUACAGAAUCCUUCUUCCUGCCUAUCGCAACGCGCUUGUGAAUGAUGAAGAGUUCCAGCUAUAGAAGGUUUACUAUAUCGCGACAAGAUCGAUGAAAAUGUACAUAGUGUUUAGAAAAAGCGAGGGUCGGUGAGAUCGUUAUGAGAGGGGUAGGUGUAGAAUAGUGGUAGUAGCAGUGGUAGUAAUAACACCGUAACACAACACACACACACAUGUAUUCUAAUUUGCCAAAAUGCCAAUUGCGUUCGAUGAGAGAGAAAGAGAGAGAGAGAUGCCUACAAAAUUUAUCCUAAAAUAUGAAAAGAACCUUUAGAGAAACUAACCAUCGAAAAGAAAAAAAGAGGAAAAGAAACCAUUAGUAUGUAGAUCGGAAUGUAGGAACCGGCAGCAUUGUGGUGCUGAAAUGGGAACGUAUCGUUAAUCAUAUUCAGUAAGUCAUAUAAGAUCGUUUAGGAUAGAAUGUAGAGAGAUCAAAUCGGAAUCGAGCGUUCAGCAACAGAAGAGGGCAAGAAUGUUUUGGAAACCUUUUUACGAGGAGCAAGAAGCAAUGUUACAGCAAAAAGCGUUUACUAGUUCAUGAAAGAGAAAAGGAUAUAUAGGGAGAGUAAAUACGAUUACAUUACUGUAGUUCGAUCCAAUGGUGCGAAAUACCUAGAGGGGUAGCUGAAGAAGUUGUACAUUAAUUGCGAGGAUCGUCAGGAUAGACACAACAACACAAGCAGGCACACAGAUAGAAUGGGAGGGUGCGAAUAGUUAGAAUAAUUAUAUGUGUGGUUGGGAAAUCGGAUGGUCUACGGCGAAUAUGACGAUGUGUCGGUCUUUUUAAUCGAGUCUAGGUUGUUGAUGUUACUUGUUGUAAAAGUGGUAUAUAGGUGUGUCUUUUAUACGGAGCCCUGUUUUAUACAGCCUGGCUGUCACAAACACACACACACAUAUCCUUCAUGUCCAUUGCUUUCAUCCUGUUUGUGGGCCACCAUCAAACCGCCGAGGCGUUAACAAAGUGCAACACCACUCACUGCUGGUGCAAUGAACAUCCGUUUCCAGCGAUGGAGAUUGGGAUUGCCACAGACAGAAUCCGAAGAAGAUAACCGAGUCAAACCGUUUUGUUUUCUGCUUCGAUGCGUUUUGUGUAGGAAGAAAUGUAUUUAAAAUUUUAUAAAUAAUUUAUACUUCGCGUGCGAAGCUAGAGAGACCGAUUGUGAAAAAUAAAAGCGACAAAAAGUGGUAGAGUAAAAAUGAACGGUAUUGCUUUGAUUUUGGAAAGAAAUUAGGUAAGCGAAUGUUUUGCAGCUUUGAAAUAUGAAUAAUUU